AUUGUGCGUAUCGAUCGCUGCGUACUGCGUCACCCAGUCACGCGUGUUUUUUUAAACCUCCCGGCGGGCUAACGUUAACUCGCGUGUGACUGGAUUAAACGCGUCCGCACAUCACCGAUAGGGAGGUAAACAUUAACCAGACCGGUCUGUUUUGCGUGUCAAAAGAGGUUGUUUUUACCUGACAGUGGAACAUGGCGACGGCUGCCUCUGUGUGGUCUAAGGGACCUAAGUUGUACAGGUAUUCUGUGAAUCUGCACCAGGCGAGCAGGAGGUUUUCAGAAAGCAGUGACAAAGGCUGGUUUCGUUCCUUAUUUGUGCACAAAGUCGAUGCCAGGAAAGAUGCCCACUCCAACCUGCUGUCAAAGAAAGAGACCAGUAACCUGUAUAAAAUUCAAUUUCACAACGUCAAACCAGAGUGCCUGGAAGCAUACAACAGUCUAGAGGCAGAGGUGCAAAACAGGCUCCAUCGGGACCAGGACUAUCCAUGUGAGGUGGUCGGAAGCUGGAAUACCUGGUACGGAGAACAGGAUCAAGCCGUGCAUCUAUGGCGAUACAGAGGAGGCUACCCAGCCUUGACUGAAUGCCUGAAGAAGUUGAACAAUAACAAGGAGUAUUUAGAGUUUCGGAAAGAGAGGGCAAAAAUGUUGAUUUCAAGGCGAAACCAGCUUCUUCUUGAAUUCAGUUUUUGGAAUGAACCCCUGCCAAGACAAGGCCCAAACAUCUAUGAAAUGCGCACCUAUUACCUCAAGCCGGGAACCAUGAUUGAAUGGGGCAACCACUGGGCGAGGGCAAUCGGAUACAGACAGGAGAACGACGAGGCAGUGGGCGGGUUCUUCUCACAGAUCGGUGACCUGUAUGUUGUUCAUCACUUGUGGGCUUAUGAAAGUCUCCAGUCUCGGGAGGAGACAAGAAACUCUGCCUGGCUGAAGGAGGGAUGGAAUGUAAAUGUGUAUUUUACAGUACCUUUGAUCCGAAGCAUGGAGUCUAGAAUAAUGAUUCCCACAAAGAAUUCACCAUUACAAUGAGAAGAUGACUGAAACUGCAAACACCUGAAUGACAGAAACUCUUUCACCUAGUGCCAGAGCAGCAUGGACUGAGUCCUGGUCUUACUGAUUGUAUUUCUUUUUAUCUGCUGGACGAUCUGUGUUACCACCAAGUAUGUAAACAAAAACAUUCUCUUAUUCUAUAUUUGCACAGCAGCCAGUCAGUCGUAAAAAGCAAUGAUAAAGCGUUGGUGUGCAUUUAUAUUGAGAAUCUUGAAAUACAAACAUUUCGUAAGUUUAGGUCACAUGGAAUAAGGAAUGAAAAAAUUGAAACACUAAAAUACAAAAUUAUACUGUAUUUGCAGUAUUGCCCAAUCUAGUGCAAUUUACAUAAUGAUUGCGUAGAGCUAGGUGCUGCUUUUUGUUUUUUAUCAUUAAUUAUGGUAAUGGAUCAUGCAUUUGUUUUUCACAAUGAAGGAAUGGUCUCCAACCAGCCUUUUACGCUUGCGUUUUUAUGACUGUAUAUGAAUCACAGUGAAUGAGAUCACACUGAGCUUCACAACUGUGACUGUGAAAGACAUGUUUGAUCGAAUAAAACUUGUCAGACUACCUCAAUCAUUGAAA
Xiphias gladius (swordfish) is the source of this 1607-nucleotide messenger RNA. It is a transcript of the gene nipsnap1, whose product is annotated as nipsnap homolog 1 (C. elegans). The coding region runs from base 192 to 1025 and encodes 277 amino acids. The record is from RefSeq and is a predicted model, not a curated record. Gene Ontology annotation, cellular component: mitochondrion. The transcript has 10 exons. NCBI's taxonomy places the organism in Eukaryota, Metazoa, Chordata, Actinopteri, Istiophoriformes, Xiphiidae.